Molecule: messenger RNA, 1862 nt
Organism: Carassius gibelio (silver crucian carp)
Lineage: Eukaryota; Metazoa; Chordata; Actinopteri; Cypriniformes; Cyprinidae
Gene: znhit6
Product: zinc finger HIT-type containing 6
Exons: 11
Coding region: 1-1527 (508 amino acids)
Biological process (GO): box C/D snoRNP assembly; snoRNA localization; maturation of LSU-rRNA from tricistronic rRNA transcript (SSU-rRNA, 5.8S rRNA, LSU-rRNA)
Cellular component (GO): nucleus; pre-snoRNP complex
Source: RefSeq, a predicted model, not a curated record
AUGACUUCUAGCACUCCGACUGCUGAAAACUGUCGUAAAGAGAGCGCAGAAGACGGCAGACACGUGUGGAGCGCAGCACACGUGGUCGUUCAGUGUUUUGGUCAGAGAGAGCAUCGAAUGAAUGCAUAUAAAAACUCUCUUGUGUUGAAUAUGUUACCGGUUAUGGACAUCAACGAUAAAGCUGAUGAUGAUCGGAGAGGAGUCAAGCGAAAGGUGGCUUUGUCCAGCUGUGACGUUUGUGAGAAUAAAGAGGCCAAAUACAGAUGUCCGAGCUGCAUGAAACACACCUGCAGUUUGGCCUGCGUCAAGCAGCACAAGACGCUGUGGGGAUGCUGCGGUGUUCGGGACAAGACGGCGUUCGUGCCUCUCGCUGAAUUCGAUGAGAUCCACCUGCUGAACGAUUACAGGUUUCUGGAGGACACGGCUCGUCUGUCACAGCAGUCCAACAGAGACAACGUCCUGCUCCGCAGCCAUCGAUACCCGAAGGAGGGCAUGUGGUUGAUCAGAAAAGCCAGACAGGUCAAAGUCACCCUGAAGCUUCUGCCCAAAGUCUUCAGCAAACACCGGGAGAACAGCACCAUCUUCAGAAAAGCGGAAAGACGGAUCUACUGGCACCUGAAGAUCCAUUUUCCUCAGAGCGACGCCGUUUAUUCGGAGAGGUGUCCUGAUAACCAGCAACUCGACCAGAUUCUCAACAACUACAUUCAUCCUUCAGAAUCAGAUCCAGUCAAGCGGCAAAAGCUAAAGAUCUACGUCCACAGUCCUCCAGAGGACAUCAGAGUCUUUCUGAAGUCAGAGGAAACACAGCCCAACUCUCUCAGGUUUCUGGAGCUGGAUCUGAAGAAGAGUCUGCAGGAAAACCUGAUGCAGAAGACCAUCGUGGAAUACCCAGAAGUCUUUGUGGUUCUGAAGGAGCACAGUCAGGAGUACCUCACUCUCAGAGCAGAGCGUCCCAGUGCUGCCUCGGCGAGCAUCAGCAGAGCCUCAUGUUCCCCGGCUGAACCUCGCUCAGACGAUCUUGUGCACGUGGCCAAGAAGCACAGAGUCUCCGAGGACGAGGAGCUGGAGGAAGGAGAGAUCCGAAGUGAUGAAGAGGAUGAAGCUGUCACUGACAAAAAGAGAGCUGCCGUGCAUGAGGAGGAGGAGGAUGAGAGUGAUGAAGAAGCUGAGAUGAAGGACUGUCCUCCUCAACACAGUGUCCAGGACACUCAAAGAGACAAAGAGAGAACUGAAGAAACGAUGGAGGUUUCUCAAGCUCCUGGAGAAGAUGACAGCACUCAGACUUUCACUGAUGAGGGAAGAAGUCAGUGUGAAGACGAGACGUCUGAUGUUCCUCCUCAUGAAGGCCAGGAAAACAUCGAUUCCAGCGCUGGACUUCCAGAAGAUGAUGGUGUUCAAGAGAGAAAUGACAACGAAGGACAGACUGACUCCUGCAUGGCCAGAGGUCAGAGUUCAAGCCAGGGAAACGUGCACGGAGAAAACACUGCUGUUUAUUCCAGUGUGAGUGAAAGUCAGGCUAACGUGUGAUGGAAAGGAGCCAGAAGUCCUGUGGACUCAAUCCUGCGCCAUCAAACACAGAUAAGGCUUCAGAUUAAGACAGAAGCAAGCGAUGGACUGUUAAAUGAUAUCAGACGUCACUGUGUUCAUGGAGACAGACAAACGCUUGAACAUUCCUCAUAAAGCUCACACUGUAAUCCAGAAAAUAUUGGAUAAAUAAAGUCAAGAUCAUGCAUACUGUGAAAUCUGUGCUUCCAUCAUGUGCCUUAGGGUUGCAUCAGAAGGUCUGCUUUGAUUGACAGUCAUGGCAUCAGUUUUAUUAAUGUGACUGUGUUGUUUUUUAAUAAACGUCUGAAUCUCUUUGA